Molecule: messenger RNA, 6716 nt
Organism: Neofelis nebulosa (Clouded leopard)
Lineage: Eukaryota; Metazoa; Chordata; Mammalia; Carnivora; Felidae
Gene: USP54
Product: ubiquitin specific peptidase 54
Exons: 24
Coding region: 853-5949 (1698 amino acids)
Biological process (GO): protein deubiquitination
Molecular function (GO): cysteine-type deubiquitinase activity
Source: RefSeq, a predicted model, not a curated record
AGGCGUCACUGCUCUAACUUUGAGGCACUUGGAGCAAACAAGGCCACAUCCCUAAAGCUAUUCCAGUAGGGAAUCGCCAUACUAACUUCCCCCAGGUCAACCCGUUCCCCCCUGCAAUAGUUUUCCGACUCCUUCGAUACACAUUCUUCUUUGCCCUCACCCACUACCAGACUUUUCCAGGCCGCCCCUAACACCUGGCGGCCGCCAUUUUACACACUACUAUCGCGAGAUAUACUUAGCCUUCUCAAGCCCGACUCGUUUACUUUCUUGCUAGAGGUUCUUCUCGGCUGUUCUCGCCGUUAGCUGAGGAAAGUGUCGCGAGAGCUGGUUGCCUUGGCUCCCCGUAGCUAUAGCAGCCGCGGCGGUUAAGGAUGCGGCGGCAGGAACUACGCCCUUGGAAUUGCUGGAGGUUGAGCGUGCUGUCUGUUGGAAAGAAUCUUCGGUCCACAAGAAGCAUCAUCAACAAGCCUAAGAAUACAUCCUACCCUGAUCCUGGAUCCUGUUGGAGUUGAGGACUGCAGGCACUUCACCACGAUUUUAUGGAGGCAAUUCAAGAGAAAUAGAAGGACGCAAUACCUAAGGAUUUCUCUGUUUGUGUUUGUACUGUGCCAUGUUAAAUUUUGGGCAUUGUUUGGAGCAAAUGGGGGACGGCUCUGUCAUGUGGAUCUAAGAGGAUACCUGAGUUCCUUGAGCUACAUAGAUGAUGUUUGGAAGGUUGUAAACUCCAAAUAUUUCAACACAGAUUCAUUGAAUUCUGGAUUAUCUUUCACAAAUCAGGACUUCAGCAGACAGAAACUCUUUCCCCCAAAAUACAAAAUCUUCUCUAAGUUUUCAAGCUAAUUGUGAACAAUAAUGUCUUGGAAAAGAAAUUAUUUUUCAGGGGGCCGUGGUAGUGUCCAAGGCAUGUUUACACCUCGAAGCUCAACCUCCAUAGCCCCCAGCAAAGGUCUCAGCAACGAGCCAGGACAAAACAGCUGCUUCCUCAACAGUGCCCUGCAGGUUUUAUGGCACUUGGACAUCUUCCGACGUAGCUUUAGGCAGCUUACAACUCACAAGUGCAUGGGAGAUUCCUGCAUCUUUUGUGCUCUGAAGGGAAUCUUUAACCAGUUUCAGUGUAGUAGUGAAAAAGUGCUUCCAUCUGACACUCUCCGCAGUGCUCUGGCAAAGACCUUCCAGGAUGAACAGCGUUUCCAGCUGGGAAUUAUGGAUGAUGCUGCAGAGUGCUUUGAAAAUCUCUUGAUGAGAAUUCACUUCCACAUUGCUGAUGAAACCAAAGAAGAUAUAUGUACUGCCCAACACUGCAUCUCCCACCAGAAAUUUGCAAUGACGUUGUUUGAACAGUGUGUAUGUACCAGCUGUGGUGCCACUUCUGAUCCGCUGCCUUUCAUCCAGAUGGUACAUUACAUCUCCACCACUUCCCUUUGCAAUCAGGCUAUUUGUAUGCUGGAAAGACGUGAAAAACCCUCACCAAGCAUGUUUGGUGAGCUGCUGCAAAAUGCCAGCACCAUGGGGGAUCUGCGGAACUGUCCGAGUAACUGUGGAGAAAGGAUUCGGAUUCGCCGUGUGUUGAUGAAUGCUCCACAGAUUAUUACAAUUGGGCUGGUAUGGGACUCGGACCACUCAGACUUGGCAGAGGAUGUCAUUCACAGCCUGGGUACCUGCCUGAAGCUGGGUGAUCUGUUUUUCAGAGUGACGGAUGAUCGGGCCAAGCAGUCUGAACUGUACUUAGUAGGAAUGAUCUGUUACUAUGGCAAACAUUAUUCUACAUUCUUUUUCCAAACAAAGAUCCGCAAAUGGAUGUAUUUUGAUGAUGCUCAUGUCAAGGAGAUUGGGCCGAAAUGGAAGGAUGUGGUGACCAAAUGCAUCAAGGGGCAUUAUCAGCCUUUGCUACUGCUUUAUGCAGACCCGCAGGGUACCCCAGUGUCUACUCAGGACCUGCCUCCCCAACUUGAGUUCCAGUCAUACAGCAAGACCUGCUACGAUAGUGAAGAUUCAGGGAGGGAGCCCUCCAUCUCAAGUGAUACUCGAACAGAUUCUUCAACGGAGAGCUAUCCCUACAAACACUCCCACCAUGAGUCUGUGGUCAGUCACUUCUCUUCUGAAUCUCAGGGGACAGUCAUCUAUAAUGUGGAGAAUGAUUCCACGUCUCAGAGCAGUCGGGACACAGGACACCUGACUGAUAGUGAAUGUAAUCAGAAACUCACAUCUAAGAAAGGGUCACUGAUAGAACGCAAGAGGAACUCUGGCCGGGUUAGGAGGAAAGGCGAUGAGCCACAGGCCUCAGGGUACCACAGUGAAGGAGAAACACUGAAAGAGAAGCAGGCUCCUAGGAAUGCCUCUAAACCAUCUAGCAGCACCAAUAGACUAAGGGAUUUUAAAGAGACAGUCAGCAAUAUGAUUCACAACAGACCAUCACUAGCUUCUCAGACCAACCUAGGAUCUCCCUGCGUGGGGAAGGGAGGAGACCAGACUGACAAAAAGCCUCCUAGAAAUCUGCCUUUACAUUCUCGUGACUGGGAAGUAGAGAGUACCAGCAGUGAGUCAAAAUCCAGUUCUUCUAGCAAGUAUCGUCCAACGUGGAGACCCAAACGGGAGUCUCUGAAUAUUGACAGUAUCUUCAGUAAGGACAAAAGGAAGCACUGUGGCUAUACCCAGCUUAGCCCCUUUUCUGAGGAUUCAGCUAAAGAAUUUAUGCCAGAUGAACUAAGCAAGCCACCUGCUUACGACAUUAAAACUGGUGGACCAAGCCCCCAGUACAAGCCCUGGGGCCCAGCACGGCCAGGCUCUCACCUUUUAGAACAGCACCCUCGCCUAAUACAGCGAAUGGAAUCUGGCUAUGAGAGCAGUGAGAGGAACAGCAGCAGCCCCAUCAGCCUGGAUGCAGCCCUGCCUGAAAGCUCCAGUGUCUGCAGGGAUCCAAGUGCUAAGAGAUCAGCUGGGUUGGCACCUUCCUGGCGUCACAUCCCAAAGUCUCACAGCAGUAGCAUACUGGAGGCGGACUCCACAGCAUCCAGGAGUAGCUGGGCAAAAAAUCAGCACCUCUCGGGUGGGGAGCUCUCUUCCAAAAGCGAGCUGGAUGAAUUGCAGGAGGAAGUGGCCAGGAGGGCCCAGGAACAGGAACUUCGCAGGAAACGGGAAAAGGAAUUAGAGGCAGCUAAAGGAUUUAACCCUCAUCCCAGUCGCUUCAUGGACUUGGAUGAACUGCAGAAUCAGGUACUGGCCCUUUCAGGGAGGAGUGACGGCUUUGAGAGGUCCUUGCGAGAGGCAGAUUCAGUGUUUGAAGAGUCGCUGCAUCUGGAACAGAAGGGAGACUGUGCUGCAGCUUUGGCUCUCUGUAACGAAGCUAUCUCUAAACUAAGACUUGCCCUGCAUGGUGCCAGCUCUAGCACGCACAGCAGAGCCCUAGUCGAUAAGAAGUUGCAAAUCAGUAUUCGAAAAGCACGGAGCCUGCAGGAUCGCAUGCAGCAGCAGCAAUCAUCAUCGCCGCAGCCGUCGCAGCUCUCAGCCUGCCCCCCUUCACAGGGGGCGGCCCUCCCUCAGCCAACAAGUGAACAGCCUAUCCCGCUCCAAGUAUUGUUAAGCCGGGAGGCUCAAUUAGAAUCCUGCACGAAUACAGAGUUUGGGGCCAGUUCUUUCAUCCACUCACCUGCUUCCUGCCAUGAGUCACACUCAUCACUCUUCCCAGAGUCAUCUGCCCUGUCUGCCCCACAGCACAAUUCCCCCAGUAGGUCUGCCUCGAACCUUCUGACUUCAGUUGAGGAUAGCAUUGACCCCUCUACGCUCCACAGGGAGGCCUUACCUAAAACACCAGGGAGGACUGAGAAGAAUGCUCAUUAUGGUUGGGAACCAUUGGAUGUACCAGAGAGUAAGCUGCAAGGCUACAAGGGUGACAACAGCAGCUGUACCAGGUUCCUCCCACAAGAAGGAAGAGGUAUUGAUCAAGAACAGCCAUUCCAAGAAAAGAGGGACCCUGUUGUCUCAUCCCAGGUGAUGCCUUGGUCACACUCAACUGGAACAGACACCUCUGAGAGAGGAGAUGCACACAGACUAGGCUGUAGUCCUUCAAGUUCAUCAGCUCAGUCCAGCCUUCCCCUGUAUAGGGCCUGCCACACUGUAAUGCCUGCUGCUUCCUCACCUAUGCUUCACUCUCCUGAUACUGUGCAGAAGACUAACGAAUGCCUCCAAGCCAAAAGCCUCAAAACUUUGUUGACUUCAAAAGUGGAUGCUGGCAGCGAGGAUCCCUAUAGGCCAGAGUUUCCAAGCACAAAGGGGCUUGUCCGUUCUCUAGCAGAGCAAUUCCAGAGGAUGCAAGGUGCCUCCACAAGGGAUGGCACAGGUUCCCAGGAUAGAAGUUUGCCAACCAGUCUAAGAAAGAACUCUUCCCCUUCUGACUCUAAGCUUCCUUUCCCACAGGGUCGAGGGAAAGGCCAUUGGCCUUGGGCAAAACAACAGCCUUCUUUGGAUGGGAGGGACAGACUACCUUCCUGGGAAGAACCUGCUGAUUAUCCUUGUCUUGCCAUGAACUCUGGGCUGCUUAAUAGUGAAACUUCUAGGGGAAGACAGCCCAGGUUGGCAGAUCCAAGCAUGUAUCAAGGAAAGCCAUCUCAAGUUAGAGAUGCUAGGCCUAAGGAACUGGGCAGCAGUGUCGACUUGGGGACUUCCUUGCCUUUGGACUCCUGGGUGAAUGUCACAAGGCUCUGUGAUUCUCAGCUUAAACAUGGGGUCCCUGGGCCAGGAAUGAAGUCCCCCCCCCACGAUUCCCAUACCUGUGUAGCCUAUCCAGAAAGAAACCACAUCCUUUUGCAUCCACAUUGGAACCAAGACACAGAGCAGGAGACCUCAGAAUUGGAGUCUCUCUACCAAGCCAGUCUUCAGGCUUCUCAAGCUGGCUGUUCUGGAUGGGGGCAGCAAGAUGUGGCCUGGCAUUCAUUUAACCAAACAGGCUCUGCAGAUGGUGUGGGGAGGAGGUUGCACUCAGCCCCUGGCCUUGGUCUCUCAAGGACCCCAACAGCAGAAAUGGAGCACAGUCUCCAUGAAGCCAGCACAGUGCCUGCUUCUCAGGCUGCACCUUGCCGAGGCCCCAGCAGGGAGUAUGGGGAGGAUGAUCAGUACGGUGCAGAGAACUUUCACCGCAUCUCACGCAGUCUCAGUGGCACAGUUGUCUCAGAGAGGGACGAGGCUCCAGUCUCUUCCCACAGUUUUGAUUCAUCAAAUGCGAGGAAAAAGCCUUUGGAAACCGGGCACCGUUGUUCCAGCUCCUCUUCCCUCCCUGUCAUCCAUGACCCUCCUGUGUUUCUCCUUGGUCCCCAACUCUACCCAUCCCAACCACAGUUCCUGUCCCCAGAUGUCUUGAUGCCCAGCAUGACAGGGGAGCCCCAUAGACCCCCAGGAACUUCGAGGAGUGUCCAGCAGUUUCUGGCUAUGUGUGACAGGGGUGAAACUUGCCAGGGGGUCAAGCACACAGGAAGGACUCUGAACUACCAGAGUCUCCCCCAUCGUUCCAGAAUAGAUGCCUCUUGGGGACCAUGGUCAGAGACCAACCAGCAUAUUGGGGCCAGAUUCCUGAGUACUCCAGGGUGCACGCCUCAACUGCCACACACUGCCACACUACCAGAAAGGCGCCAGGGCCUUCAGGUUCCUCAUGCUCAGUCCUGGGGGGAUCUUUUCCAUUCAUUCUCCCACCCUCCCAUUGUUCACCCUGUGUCUCCACCAUCAAGCAAUCUUCAUGAACCCCUGAGGUCAGCUUGGAAUUUGGGUCCUACUCCUGGGUCUCGAGCCCCUGGUCCUCGAAGAGUAGAUAUGCCCCCUGAUGAUGACUGGAGGCAAAGCAGUUAUGCCCCACAAUCUGGGCACAGGAGAACAGGGGGAGAGGAGUUUCUAUUUGUUCUAGCAGAUGCUCCUGGAAGAGAGCAGAUAAGGGCAAGGGCCCUGCAGCACAAUAGGUGGUAAGGGUCACCCCUUCCCUUUCCUGGAACCACAGCCUUCUCUGUUAAACUGUACUGUGGAGGAGCUGGCACCCUGCAUCCCUGCUAGGGUUGUGCUAGUCUCAUCUCAAUGUAAGAGUUGGCAGUGUCCUAGGGGUACCAGGAACCCCUAACAAGACCUGGCUCUUUGAGAGGGAAUAUUUGAAAUUCCAAUUUCCUUUCACCUAGCAAAAGGAAGCAACUGCGGUUUGGGCUCUAUUUGAGCCACUUUACAGAUGAAUCCAUAUUACCCCAGACACUAGUCAUUUCUUAGGAUCUUAGGGUCACCAUUUUAUUCCUGGAUCCUUUAUGCCCCCACCUGCACCUGAGCCUUUAUCCUAUGUUCCCUAGUAUACUGCCAACUUCUAUUCUUUGUUUUACUUACCUAUCCUUAUUACCUGACCUUCUGUCUCCCCAUAUCUCAUUCUCAGAGGGACAUGUAGCUGUGUGGUCAUGGUCCUGACCACAUCAUUCAGGGCAGCCUGUUUGCCCCGUAAUUAUGAACGGUCAGCCUUCCCUGUGCCCCGACACCUUAGGCCUAGAAUGCAGAGCUGCCAACGUAACAUUUGCCCUUCUGAACAGAUGGAGUCAGGCACACUAACACACCUUCCUGUCCUCAGCAGCAGAGCCAUUACUGCCACUUGCACAGUCACCAUUGUAAACCCUCAGAGUCAGCUAAACUAUUUUAGGGCCAAACAUACUGUUUUUGUAAAGUAUUUUUCAUUAAUAAAUCUUUAAGAUAGUUGUAUUUAA